This is a messenger RNA of Oldenlandia corymbosa var. corymbosa, 627 nucleotides long. NCBI's taxonomy places the organism in Eukaryota, Viridiplantae, Streptophyta, Magnoliopsida, Gentianales, Rubiaceae. The record is from the annotation of a GenBank genome assembly.
AUGGAAGGUAUAGUGGUCAGGAGGGUGAUUCCUUCGGAUAAUAGCUGCCUUUUCAAUGCUGUUGGUUAUGUUAUGGACCAUGACAAACAUAAAGCAUCAGAGCUGAGACAGGUCAUAGCAGCAGCAGUGGCCAGCGAUAAAGAAAAGUAUUCAGAAGCAUUUCUCGGGAAACCCAAUGGUGAAUACUGUGAAUGGAUUCUUAACCCAGAGAAGUGGGGAGGUGCAAUAGAACUUGCAAUAUUGGCAGAAUAUUAUGGACGUGAAAUUGCAGCAUAUGAUAUUCAAACCACUAGAUGUGAUGUGUAUGGACAGGAACAUGGCUAUAAUGAAAGAGUUAUGCUGAUCUAUGAUGGACUCCACUAUGAUGCUUUGGCCAUGUCACCAUUUGAUGGAGCUCCUGAAGAAUUUGAUCAGACAAUAUUUCCUGUUCAGAAGGACCGAACAAUUGGAAGUGUGGAGGGACUUGCUUUUAACCUGGUUAAGGAGCAACAACGGAAAAGGAGUUUCACAGAUACCGCUAACUUCACUCUGCGCUGUGGUGUUUGUCAAAUUGGAGUCAAAGGCCAAAAGGAGGCUGUUGAACAUGCACAAGCAACAGGUCACGUAAACUUCCAAGAGUACAAAUGA